Messenger RNA from Drosophila gunungcola (fruit fly), 2089 nucleotides. RefSeq names its product fibrinogen-like protein 1. Bases 974 to 2077 code for a protein of 367 amino acids. The record is from RefSeq and is a predicted model, not a curated record. NCBI's taxonomy places the organism in Eukaryota, Metazoa, Arthropoda, Insecta, Diptera, Drosophilidae. The transcript is spliced from 3 exons.
UAUUGCUAUUGUGGUUUAUAUUAUAGACGAUUGAGAAUGUUUUAGUGAAGACAUAAAAAGUCGAAAUGCUUGGGAUAUAAAGUAGUAAAAAACAUUUUGUCACUGCUUCUAAUACGGGUAAGACAUUACAUUGUUCGCCUCAUUCAUUGACGGAUUCAUUGAGGCUCAGAGACUGAGAUUUUUUUGGUAAUAAGUUCACGGUCACAAUGCCUUCUUAUUGAUUUGUUUAUAAUAUUGUGUUUAUCCCGCUAAUUUUAGUGUUUAAAGGUUUUCAGUUGUUACCUUUAAAUGGUAAAAAAUAUUUCGUAUGCAUUUAAGCCUCGCUUUUUCCUUCCGUUUUUUCGUCAACUCCAAUCAAUGAGCAAAAUUGUACUUUUUAAAUACAUUUUUUCUCAGUGAUGUAUCGGUCCCGGUGGUAUUUCAUCGAAUGGUAUUUUAAUACCAAAAUCCGGUACAUAUUUUCUACUAUCGGGUAUCGGUUCUGACAAUUUUCCUCAUUCAUUGCUCAUUGCACUCGUCAUAGGUUGUCUUGCUCGCACUUACGUAAAAACGGAUGUUUUAUUUGUUGUAACCCUUCUUAAUUUUGAUGAGUACUUAGGGACUGGCCAGACACCAAGUAAUAAUUUUUUGUCUUGACUUUUGACCGGCAUUUGUUAAUACAUAUGUACACAUAAAAAGUAAUCUUUUGUUGAAAAAAUCCAGAGAGCCAAUUAAACUUAAACGGAUGUUAUAUUUGCUCUCAUUAUAUUUAUUUUUGAUGAGUCACAAAUUUACCGAGAGACUGGACUCAUAAGACGUUAUCAGCUUUUUUAAUCCAGUUCAAUUCUGCUAUUUCUAUUAGGUACACAUGUACAUAUAUGCUUGUGGGCUUAUUUUGGUGAUCAGAAAUAUUAGAGUCUUCGUUGUUUCGUCAACAAACACCUCGAUUCAGUACGUUCCCAAGCUUAGACUCCGUCGGUAAUAUUAAAUCGAAAUGCUGAGGCUGCCACAAUUUUUUUUCUGUACUGUCCUUGCUUUACAAGGAUCGCUUGAAGACUCUUGCCAGAGCGCACUAAAUCCGCUCUUGCACGAAACUUAUAAUAUCCGAAGCAGGUUGGAUGGCAUCGAAGCAGGACAGAAGGUCCUGGAUCUGGAUCUCAAGAAAGGACUUUGGGGGGUACAUAAAAAGCUAGAUUCGUGUAUGAUCCAGGAGCAAAAUGAUUACGGAGCGAUAUUAGCCGGAAUCGAAAACCACCUUAAAGCGCUCAAUACAGCAGUCAAUGCCAAAGAUAAACUCCAGUGCCAAAAUACUAUGAAAGAGACUAUUGCAAGCUUGCAGACUCAAAUCAAAACCCGAGAAGAUCUUAUCAAUGCGCAACAAAAACAAAUCAAUGCAGGCUUCAAAAAUAGAGAUGAUCAAAUCGCGGACCUGAAGAAUCUGAUUAAUUCGAUUGAAACAACUAAACUUAACCAAUCCAAUGAGCUCUCGAAAUGCCGAUCAAAACUCGAUGAGAUGGAACCAUUUCGAGUGUCAUGUUCGUCGUCUCCACCUGGCUGGACCGUAAUUCAGAGACGGAUCGACGGAUCCGAGAACUUCGAUCGAAACUGGGCCGAUUACAAAAAAGGAUUUGGAAACGUUAAGGGAGAAUUUUUCAUUGGCCUGGAAAAGUUGCACCAAUUGACUGAGGCACGACCCCACGAACUCUACAUUAAGCUUGGGAAGGUUAAUGGGUCCACCAGCUAUGCUCACUAUGACGGCUUUAGCAUUGGCAGUGAGGACGAAUUGUAUGAGCUGAAGAGUCUUGGGAAAUAUUCCGGCGAAGCCGGAGACUCCCUUUUUCGCAAUAAGAACAAAAAGUUCACUACAUUUGAUCGGGAUAGUGACGAAUAUAACGAUGGAAAUUGCGCUGAAGACGAAAACGGUGGUUGGUGGUAUGGCGGUUGUGGUUUUAGUUUCCUCAGUGGAAAAUACUAUAAAGAUGGCCAAAUAACAAAUGAGAACAGAAUGAACGGAAUAUACUGGGGCUCAUGGCAGAACAACUACUGGACAAUAUCACUCACCUACGUUGAAAUGAUGAUUAGACCAAAGUCCUCAUGAACCGCAGUUGGA